Molecule: messenger RNA, 2684 nt
Organism: Phascolarctos cinereus (koala)
Lineage: Eukaryota; Metazoa; Chordata; Mammalia; Diprotodontia; Phascolarctidae
Product: paraneoplastic antigen Ma1 homolog
Source: RefSeq, a predicted model, not a curated record
AACAGAAGAGUUCUAAGCAGAGUUCAAAGGGUAUAGCUGACCCUUAGUCUCUGCCUUUGCCACUGUACCUUCUGGUACAACAUGGCACUGAUGAAUUUCUUAACCAUUGGUUUGAGAGAGCUGACUGUGAAGGCUGUGGGAAGUUUCAUAGCGAUUGGCUGAGAGUGCUGGCUGAAGGCAGAAGGAGUCUUUAGAAAAAGCCUAAUCUGAUCACAGCAUCUCUAGAAGACUGACUUUUAGUUAGCACUGAAGCUAUCCCCAUAGCUGAGGCAUCAGACGUGAGCACACAGAGCCCAUGCCCCACCCCAACCCCACCAAACUGUGGAAGCGGUUGGGUAGCUGAUUGACAGAUCAGCUGGAAUAAAGAUAUUUCAUAUCUGUUGGAGUAACAGUGGAAGAAGCCCAACCAGGAGUGGCUGAGAUACAGCACGUGGUAGAAGAAUAGCUGAGACUCAGUGUCUGGCAGGGGACAGCUGAGAUACAACAGACAGCGAUAUUGGCAUAGUGGCGACAUAGUGGCAUCAAUCACAGAUAGCAGCAGCUGAUGAAAACUUUUAACUGCAGCAUCAGAGACGUCAAACCUUUCAAUAACUACUGAGUUGUUAUACAGUAAGUUGAGGUGCCACUGACAAAUAGUUUAUUCCUAUAGUGAUUGAGUUGUGUCUUAAAAAGGAGGGAAAAAGUUAUGGAUGACAAAACUUUAGAAAAGUGGUGUAUAGCUAUGCACCUGGAUUUACACAGAGGAUUACUUGUUAAAGGAGUACCUCAUGACCUAACAGAUAAGGACAUUGAAAAUGUCUUAUAUAAUGCAAUAAGUAUUUUGGGAAAAUGUCAAGUACUGACCAAACGACAUGAAGGGACAGACCUCACCUUAUCUGUUUUCUGUAAGUUGUCUGAACCCAUAGGCUAUUCUAAAAUCCCUAGUGCAAUUACUGUAGGAGAGAAUACCUGGAAACUAGUCAUUAGACCCCCUGCUGAGGAAGAAGAGAUAGAAAGGAAGGUCAAGACUGUCCUGCAAAGGGAAGGACUGUCUGAAGAUGAUGUGAGACAUGUAGGAGGGGAGUCCAGACCCAGAGAGAGUGAGCAAGAUGAGUCCGAGCUCAAGCAAGAAUCUCAAUUUGACAAAUUAGGAAGCUUCUCUGGGGAAAAUCCAUGUCCUCCUGAAGAGGAACUGUAUGACUCUUGGAUAAAACAUGCCACUGAAAUAUUGAAGCAAUGGAAAGUGAAUGAUAUGGAAAAACAGAAAAGACUAAUGGAAAGUCUCAAGGGACGAGCAUUUGAUCUUAUACGUAUUUUGAAAUUACAGACCCCUGAUGCUACUGUGUUAGAAUGUCUGCAAAAGCUAGAUAAACAAUACGGUGGUGCAGAAACUCCACAGCAAACCUAUGUCCAGCUUCUUACCACCUUUCAGCAUGAGGGAGAGAAACCCUCUGAGUUUGUCAUGAGAGUGGACAAACUGCUGCAGAAUUUAGUUGCCAAAGGAGCGGUAAGGCCCAGUGAAGUGAAUACUGUUAGACUGGCCCAAGUAAGUUCUGGACUGUUAGAUAAUAAAGACCUACAAGCACAAAUAGUUAAAUUGGAAAAAGAGAAACAGCGGAUUGGAUAUGAAGAGCUAAUGGCUAUAGUGAAAUUGUAUGAGAACAGACUUGAUUGUGGAGACAGAACUCCGCAACACAGAAGAAUGCUUUCCAAAACAUCCUCUCAGAUAUCGCCUCUGGAAACGAGAAUGGAACCGAACCAUAGUCACCCAGGCACAAAGGCCGAAACUCAUAAGAUGCCCAUUGAGAAGUGGAAUACUGCUCGGUACCACCUCUCCCAGAAAAAAGACAAAAGAUUGUGCGGGCAGAGAUCAAACAGGCCUGAAGCUAGAACAUGGCCAGUAGAGCAAAGACAGAGGGGCCCAGGGAUAUUCUGCUGCAACUGUGGCCUAGAUGGACACACAAAUACAGGAUGUACCCAAAGAGCAAAUAUAGAAUUGGUUAAACAGAAGCUGAUGUCCACCAGACUGCCUUCUGUACAUAAAGAUGAUGGAUCUGGAGAUAGAAGUGACCCUAGAUCCCGAAGACCUUAAGGCAGAACUCAUUGCCUGCCAUGCCUGGGAAUCUUCCACAAAAGAGUGUGCCAUCAGGAGAGAUGAACUUUGUUGUAAUCUGCCUUGCUUUGGUGGUCCCAGCAUGACAAGCAACAGAAACAAAUACGUGAAGAAUUUGGAGAGUCUCAAGGACUCAAAUUUUGUCCCCAGGAGGGUCACCUUGCUGUUGAGAGAAUGAAAGAAGUUGUCACGGUGCAGUGUAAUAUCGUACCAUUAGUACAGCUGUAUAAUACACUGGAUCCCAUAUAAGAAGUAGUGGGUGCUGCCCAUGACAUUCACCCAGUGAACAAGUUUAGUUAGCUACCAGAGAAAAUGGAAGAAAGCGGAUAUUUAUGUCAUCAGAGGAUAACAUUAAUACAUCAUAUACCCCUUCUCUGAGUGUCUAUAACAUGUUACAUAUGCAAAUGUAAUCUAGAUAGUAUAUUCCAUAUUGUUAAUGUUUUGUUAUAUUGUUAUGCUUCAUUGACAUAUAACAUACACAUUUUAUACUGCUAAUUGCAGUGUUACAGUUACAUUAUUGUGUUAUAUAUGCUGUGUUAUAUAUUACAAGGAAUUAAUAUUUUGUUUUAAAUGUAUACACUGGUAUGUAUUU